Molecule: messenger RNA, 2099 nt
Organism: Talpa occidentalis (Iberian mole)
Lineage: Eukaryota; Metazoa; Chordata; Mammalia; Eulipotyphla; Talpidae
Gene: TUBE1
Product: tubulin epsilon 1
Exons: 12
Coding region: 43-1470 (475 amino acids)
Biological process (GO): mitotic cell cycle; microtubule cytoskeleton organization
Cellular component (GO): cytoplasm; microtubule
Molecular function (GO): structural constituent of cytoskeleton; GTP binding
Source: RefSeq, a predicted model, not a curated record
AGAGGCGCGAGCUCUCGGAACCGCGGCGGGCGGCGCGGCAGCAUGACGCAGUCGGUGGUCCUGCAGGUCGGCCAGUGCGGAAACCAGAUCGGCUGCUGUUUCUGGGACCUGGCGCUGAGGGAGCAUGCUGCGGUCAACCGGAAAGGAAUUUAUGAUGAGGCAAUAAGCAGCUUCUUUAGAAAUGUGGAUACCAGAGCUGUUGGUGAUGAUGGCACCAUUUCCAAGGGGAAAAUUCGUUCUUUAAAAGCACGAGCUGUCUUGAUUGAUAUGGAGGAAGGGGUAGUAAAUGAAAUUCUGCAGGGUCCCUUGAGAGAUGUAUUUGAUAACAAGCAACUCAUCACUGAUAUUUCUGGCUCAGGGAAUAAUUGGGCUGUGGGUCACAAGGUUUUUGGCAGUCUUUAUCAAGAACAGAUUUUAGAGAAACUCAGAAAGUCGGCCGAGCACUGUGAUUGUUUACAGUGUUUUUUUAUAAUACAUUCUAUGGGAGGAGGAACAGGAUCUGGACUUGGAACAUUUCUUUUAAAGAUGCUUGAGGAUGAAUUCCCAGAAGUAUACAGAUUUGUGACUUCAGUUUAUCCCUCUGGUGAGGAUGAUGUCAUAACCUCACCUUAUAAUAGCAUCUUGGCAAUGAAAGAACUUAAUGAGCAUGCAGACUGUGUGUUGCCCAUUGACAACCAAUCUUUAUUUGACAUCGUUAGCAAAAUUGACCUCAUGGUGAAUUCUGGAAAGUUGGGUACAAGUGUGAAGCCAAAGAGUGUGGUUACUUCAAGUGCUGGGGUUUUUAAAAGGCAGCAGGAAAAGCCCUUUGAUGCAAUGAACAACAUUGUGGCAAAUUUGCUGCUCAACCUAACAAGCUCUGCAAGGUUUGAAGGCUCCCUUAAUAUGGACCUUAAUGAAAUCAGCAUGAAUUUAGUUCCUUUUCCUCAACUUCAUUAUCUUGUAUCAAGCCUAACACCUCUGUAUACACUGGCAGAUGUUAACAUUCCUCCUCGAAGGUUAGAUCAGAUGUUCACAGAUGCCUUUAGUAAAGAUUAUCAACUCAUUCGGGCUGACCCCAAACAUAAUCUCUAUCUGGCCUGUGCCCUCAUGGUUCGAGGAAAUGUACAGAUUUCAGAUCUUCGCAGAAAUAUUGAAAGAUUAAAACCUUCUCUACAGUUUGUCUCCUGGAAUCAAGAAGGCUGGAAGACUAGCCUGUGUUCAGUUCCUCCUGUGGGCCACUCUCAUUCACUUUUAGCUUUAGCAAAUAACACGUGUGUGAAGCCUACCUUCAUGGAACUGAGAGAGAGAUUCAUGAAGCUUUACAAGAAAAAGGCUCACCUUCAUCACUAUCUACAAGUUGAAGGAAUGGAGGAAAGCUGUUUUACAGAAGCUGUGUCAUCUUUAUCCGCUCUCAUACAGGAAUACAACCAAUUGGAUGCCACCAAAAGCAUGCCUGUGCAAGGUUUACCUAGACUAAGCAUAGCUGUGUGAAAAGAAAAAAUAUAUAUAAUAUAGAUAAUAUUUAUUUUUCUUAGUUUUCCAUUUUUGGUCACCUUUUUGAUUAGCAUAUUUGUGAUUUAGAAAACUCAGUUUGUAUUUUUCAUAUUAUCAGAAAGUAUUUUUGUCUCAAAGAGUAUUUUCUACUCAAUCACAAUUUGUCCAUGAUAUCAGUAUGUGAAAUUGGUGAAUUAAUAAUACCUCAGUUUCAAACAUUUCUCUCCAGAAAGUCACCUUUUCUGAAAUAAAGAGAACAGAGUUCUUCAGCAUUUUAUUUAUAGUAUAUUUUAGCAUUUACACAAUAAUAAUCAUCUUCAAUAAAAAGCUUGCACAGAUAUAUUUUUCUAUUUAUUUAUAAUUUAUGUUUUCAUAUUCUGUUUAAAUUCUGCUGACUCUUUAAAUACUGGGAGUAGAGGGACCAAUAUAAAUAUUUCCAUGUACUUCCACUAACUUCAGGGAUAGGCAUUAUUACAACUUGUUAAGGAAGUUUAGUUUCAUCUUUGGGUGAUGAUUUAUUUACACUCAAAUCACAAUUUACAUGUAUUUUAACAUGUAUUAAUUUAUUUUUAAAUAUAACACUUUUUAAUCAAACCAGUUGAUUUUAUAAUAAAUUUUCAUAUUUU